Passer domesticus (house sparrow) is the source of this 5990-nucleotide messenger RNA. RefSeq names its product WD repeat domain 59 (gene WDR59). Gene Ontology annotation, biological process: cellular response to amino acid starvation; positive regulation of TORC1 signaling. Gene Ontology annotation, cellular component: Seh1-associated complex; vacuolar membrane. Gene Ontology annotation, molecular function: protein binding; signaling adaptor activity. The record is from RefSeq and is a predicted model, not a curated record. NCBI's taxonomy places the organism in Eukaryota, Metazoa, Chordata, Aves, Passeriformes, Passeridae. The transcript is spliced from 27 exons. Bases 1648 to 4563 code for a protein of 971 amino acids.
GGGGCUGCCGCAUCACCGCGCCGCGGGGGCAGCCCCCGGCCGGCCCGUGACGAGCGCAGCGGGGGGAGGUCCCGGCCCGGGAGGGCUCGGCGGCCCCGCGGGGCCUUUCGGCGGCGAUGGCCGGGGCUGAGGCGGUCUGGAGUCGUUUGCGCGGAGAUAACGCCUUAAUUCACGAGGCACUUAAUUUCUAAUCUUAAAUAGGUCUUGUAUUUUUUUAAAAUACAUUUUCAGGCUUAACAUACUACACUGCCACUUCCCACACGUCUUUCCUCAUUUCCUUUUGCUGGAGGAGCUCAGGGCCGGCGUGGAUGGGCCCUGAGCAGCCUGGUCUAGUGAAGGGUGUCUGUGUAUGGCAGGGGGCUGGAAUGAGGGGAGCUUUAAGGGCUCUUCCAGCCCAAACCAUUCUGUGGCUCUGUCACUUUUCGCAGAGACUGUUACAGCUACUGUCUUGCUGCUAAAUAAAUUGCUGGGUGUUGCUUGAUUAAAAUAAAAAGUGGCUUAUAUUUUUUUUGUGAAUAGCAAAAAGGUCAGCUUUUGUUUUUUGAAGCUGAUGGUGGUAGUAGAGCUCGGCACAGAGUUUGUUUGCUCACAUGCUGUUGUAGAAGUUGUUCUUACAUCCUUGGAAGUGUUCAUGGCUAGGCUAGACAGGGCUUCGAGCAGCCUCGUGAAGAUAUCCCUGCCCAUCACAGGGAUUUGGAGCAAAAUGAUCUUUAAGGUUCCUUCCAACCCAAGCCCUUCUAGGAUUCUAUGAUUCUGUUCUAAGAAAUGUAGGGGUUUUAAGGUGUUGGCAAUAUCUUAACAAAGCCUGAUACAGUGGGUGAACUAUGAGAUGCUUCAGCAGGAAACCCAGAAAGAUUUUUAAAAAGUAGUUCUAGAAGCUCUCUUGCCUCAUUUGUCCUCUUGUGCUGGAGCAGUAAGGGCUCUGCCUUCACCAUUGCAAACAGAAGCAUUGAAUCCUGUGUGCUGCAUCCAGCCUACCCUCUGUAAGCUCACAAAGCUUUUCACUUCUGCACCUCAAAAGUUUGUAUUAUUUUUCCUCCCUGAAGCAUUAAAGCAGCCUUGUCUGCUGCUGAGGAUUUGCCCUCAGGAAGCCAGUAAUGAGAUAUGAGGGUACAUCUUCCAACACCACAGAUUCAUGUUGCAUCUGGCUCAGGAGACAGGAGGCCUCAUGACUUUCCUGCUUACUCAUAAUGUCUGGUGUGUGGGAGCAGAAGGGACAGGUGUUGCCAUCCCAUGCUGCAGCACUUGGCUUCAGUGUCACUCCUGCUCUGGCACCAGCCUUGGCAGAGGGUGAGCACAGGGGUUCAGUCACUUUGCUUUACUCUGGUGUGAUCUUCCUGGAGCUGUUCUGACCUGCUGCUGUCCCAUGUGAAACCAGAGAGCUGCUCUGGCUGGGGCUGCCAGGCUGCUGCUUCAGGAUAAACUUAUUUAUAUAUUUGUGUCUGAGCAUCUGAGCUUUUUUUUAGGAGUCUGCAGGAACAUUUUUGCAGGUGGGAGACCUGAGCUUGAGAAAUUGGAGCACCUUGGCUGAAAUCAUCCAGUGCCAGUCUUGAGCUCUGCAUGUAGGCCACACUAUCUCCAAAAUCCCUGCCCCAAAAACAACCUGAAUGGCAACAAGAAGCAAAAGAGCAGGCAGCUGCGACUGCGAUGUCAGUGGAUUGCCUGGGACAGCGCGCUGUUCUCUCGGGCCGCCGUUUCCUCUACAUUGUCAACCUGGAUGCACCAAACGAGGGGCACCGGAAGAUCUCGCGGCAGAGCAAGUGGGACAUCGGCGCGGUGCAGUGGAACCCCCACGACAGCUACGCCUACUACUUUGCAGCUUCCAGCAAUCAGCGUGUUGACCUGUACAAGUGGAAGGAAGGAAAUGGGGAAGUUUGCACAUCUCUGCAAGGACACACACGUGUGAUCAGUGACCUGGACUGGGCAGUGUUUGAGCCAGACCUACUGGUCACCAGUUCUGUGGACACAUACAUCUACAUCUGGGACAUCAAAGACACCAGGAAGCCCACGGUCUCACUCUCUGCAGUUGCUGGAGCUUCCCAGGUGAAAUGGAACAAGAAAAAUGCCAACUGUUUAGCAACAAGCCACGAUGGGGAUGUCCGAAUAUGGGACAAAAGGAAACCCAGCACUGCAGUGGAGUAUUUGGCAGCUCAUCUCUCCAAAAUCCACGGUCUGGACUGGCAUCCUGACAAUGAGUAUACACUGGCCACUUCCAGCCAGGACAACUCUGUCAGAUUCUGGGAUUACCGUCAGCCUCGGAAAUACCUCAAUAUCCUUCCCUGCCAGGUUCCUGUCUGGAAGGCAAGAUACACGCCUUUCAGCAAUGGACUGGUGACAGUGAUGGUCCCCCAGCUCCGUCGGGAAAACAGUCUCCUCCUCUGGAAUGUCUUUGACCUGAACACGCCUGUCCACACUUUCGUAGGACAUGAUGAUGUGGUGCUGGAGUUCCAGUGGAGGAAGCAGAAAGAAGGCUCUAAGGAUUACCAGCUGGUUACGUGGUCCCGGGAUCAGACCCUGCGCAUGUGGCGCAUUGACUCUCAGCUGCAGAGGCUCUGUGCUAAUGAUAUCCUGGAUGGAGUUGAGGACCUCAUUGAUGGGAUUUCUCAUCUGCCAGAGCCAGACAAGACCCUUCACCCCCAGGACACGGAGCCCCAGCAUAACUCUGGACAUGGGGAUGAGGAAGCCUUAAAAGAAGAUUUCCUGAAUGAUCCCCUCGUGGGAAAGAAAACAGACCAACUGGGGCUGCCUCAAACACUGCAGCAGGAGUUUUCACUGAUCAAUGUGCAGAUCCGAAAUGUCAAUGUGGAGAUGGAUGCCGUGAGUCGCAGCUGUACGGUGUCGGUGCACUGCGGCAACCACAGAGUCAGGAUGCUGGUGAUGUUCCCUGUCCAGUAUCCCAAUAAUGCUGCACCCUCCUUCCAGUUCAUCAACCCAACCUCCAUCACAGCUUCCAUGAAGGCAAAGUUGCUGAAGAUACUGAAAGACACUUCCCUGCAGAAAGUGAAGCGGAACCAGAGCUGCCUGGAGCCUUGCCUGCGUCAGCUGGUCUCCUGGCUGGAGUCUGUCGUGAACCAAGAGGACAGCACAUCCAGCAAUCCCUACGCUCUGUCCAACUCCGUGACACCCCCCUUGCCCACGUUUGCCCGCGUCUCCAAUGCCUACGGCUCCUACCAGGACUCAAACAUCCCCUUUCCACGGACCUCUGGAGCCAGGUUCUGUGGUGCAGGGUACCUGGUGUAUUUCACGAGACCCAUGACCAUGCACCGCGCCGUGUCCCCAAUGGAGCCCACACCCAGGUCUCUGUCAGCUUUAUCAGCAUAUCACAGUGGCCUCAUUACUCCCAUGAAGAUCCGCACGGAGACUCCGGGCAACCUGCGCUUGUACAGCGGGAGCCCAACGCGCAGUGAGAAGGAGCAGGUCUCCAUUAGCUCCUUCUACUACAAAGAAAGGAUGUCUCCUCGCUCUGCCCGGCGGCGUUGGUCCAUACAAGCAAUUAACGACUUCCCGAAAUCAAGGAGGUGGAAGAGCAAACGAGAGGGGACAGAUGCCAACAACCGACCCAUCAAAGCUGCUGGGAAAGUUAUUAUCCAAGAUAUUUCCUGUUUGCUGCCUGUCCACAAGCUGCUGGGGGAGCUCUACAUCCUGAACGUGAAUAACAUCCAGGAGACUUGCCAGAAGAAUGCUGCCUCAGCCUUGGCUGUGGGGCGGAGGGAUCUCGUACAGGUUUGGUCACUGGCCAUGGUAGCCACUGAUCUCUGUCUUGGACCGAAGUCUGACCCAGAUUUAGAGAUACCUUGGGCACAACAUCCAUUUGGACGUCAAUUACUGGAGUCCUUGCUGGCUCAUUACUCACAGCUCCAUGAUGUACAGACCCUGGCCAUGCUCUGCAGUGUGUUUGAAGCCCAGUCCAGGCUCCAGGGGUGCCCCAACUCUUGUGUCCCCUUUCCUCAGCGUGCCUCCAACCUGGCCUCCCACAGCCGAUACCCCAGCUUUACUUCCUCUGGCUCCUGUUCCAGCAUGUCAGAUCCUGGGAUUGGCACCGGAGGCUGGAACAUAGCAAACAAAGACACAGAGCAGACCUCCACUCCCUGGUGCGAGUCUUCUCCAGAUGACUUCCGCUACGGAAACCUAACGUAUCCUGAUCCCCGGGAGAGGGAGAAGGACCAGCAUGAGAAAAACAAAAGGCUGCUGGAUCCUGCUAACACUCAGCAAUUUGAUGAUUUUAAGAAGUGCUAUGGAGAAAUCCUUUAUCGCUGGGGCCUGCGAGAGAAGCGGGCUGAGGUGCUGAAGUUUGUCUCGUGUCCUCCUGAUCCCCACAAGGGAAUUGAGUUCGGCGUGUACUGCAGCCACUGCCGCAGCGAGGUGCGCGGCACCCAGUGCGCCAUCUGCAAGGGCUUCACCUUCCAGUGCGCCAUCUGCCACGUGGCCGUGCGCGGCUCCUCCAACUUCUGCCUCACCUGCGGACACGGCGGCCACACCAGCCACAUGAUGGAGUGGUUUCGCACCCAGGAGGUCUGUCCCACGGGCUGCGGGUGCCACUGCCUGCUGGAGAGCACCUUCUGAGCACAGCGAGCCACACGGGAACUGGUUGAAUGUUUCAUUCCCAAGCCAUGUUGAGUCAGCUCUGCUCCGCUCUCUCUGGAGGUGAUCGCCGCAAGGAGCUGAAGCGGGACGUCCUGGUAAUGUGCUGUGGUGAUGUUUACAAGUGCUUCCAUUUCUCCUAUGCUUCCCAGGUUGCUUUCAGACCAAUUUGACGAAAUUCCCUGCGUCCGUUGCUGGCAAUGGAUGCCAGACCAGAAAAAUUGCUCUCUCCUGCAGAAGGGUGUGUGAAUAUUGGUUAGUUUGGGAUGAAGAGGUUUUUGAAAGCUCCCCUGGAAGGGGCCCACCUGGCAGAGCCAAACUCGCUUCAGCAAUGUAGAGUCUUUUCCAGGUGCCUCCUUACAUGGGCUCAAACUGAGCAAAACAGUCGUUUUACACAAUUAAAGCAGAAAUAAUUCUCAAGCAACAGUAAGCUCUGAAGGUGAGUUGUAAGUGGCGCUUGAAGAGGAAAUAGUUCAUGGAACUGUGCUCAGUUUCCCUGGAAGCAGCAGGGUCCUUAUUUUGAAUGGCUGUUUACAUCACUUAGAUUUCCCCACAAAGCAAGAAAAGGAAAUUACAUUUUUCAGGAUUACAUUUUAAAUAAUUUCUACUCUAGUCAGUACCUGUGAAAAGGCCAGACAUGCACCCAAGGUCCCUGGGAUUAGUGACUUCCAGCAUUUUUAGUACUGUUAGGCUUUAAGUUGUCUCCAUCUCCUGCUCUGACCAGGUGAUAAAAUGCACUUUAACUUGUCCCUGUCUUGGUAGUGACACUUCCUAGUCACUGGGAAAGGCAUCUGCCUUUUGAGUUUGGGAUCCACACUGUCUUUUAGAUGUGGUGUUUUGGAAAGCCUUUGCUCCCUCACUGAGAACACACACAGAGGACACAUACUCAAUAUAUCUCCUUUUGGCUAUUGUUUCCAAGCACUAUGGGGAAAAUUAGGGUUAAUGUGAGAUUUGCUGCUGCUGGAGUGAUGAGGCUCUUGAGCAGGGAACCAGCAGUUUGGUGGAAUCCAUGGAGGCAAAAGGUUUAUGACUUUUCUUACUGUGGAGCCUCAAGUGGAGAACGUACUGAUAGCUCUGUCUGUUUGGGGCUGUGCCUGCAGGGCACUCCCAGCGCAGGGAUGCUGCUGUGCAGUGUGUGCACACCUGAAAUGUGCAGCCUGUACCUCUCCAGGGCUGGCUUCAGCCUGAGCUUUGGAUUUAGGCGAAUGUGUGGUCAGGGAUGAGCCAGCUGGAGCUACCCCCGCCUGUACCGGCACUGAUCCCUUCUCCCACGCUUGCCUGCGGAGUGGGGCCAUGGGCCAUGCCCUUUCCCAACCCCUGUGCUAGCUCAGGCAGUGGGAUCCUCUUGUGGAAUAAACAGAUGAUGUAUCUUAAACAAUUAAAACAUUAAAAUUAUUUUUUUAAGUGCU